Lathyrus oleraceus (garden pea) is the source of this 615-nucleotide messenger RNA. RefSeq names its product protein PELPK2. The record is from RefSeq and is a predicted model, not a curated record. Lineage: Eukaryota; Viridiplantae; Streptophyta; Magnoliopsida; Fabales; Fabaceae. The coding region runs from base 44 to 391 and encodes 115 amino acids. The transcript has a single exon.
CAACUAAAGAUUCAUAAAAUAAAAUAAACCUAACCCUUUUGCCAUGGCUUCCUAUAGUUCCUUCAUUUUAGCAUUUUUCAUUGCUAUUUCCAUCUCAAACAUGGAAACUAGCCUAGCAACUCGUCAUCUUCUACAAACAACAAGUCCAACUACACCAACUUUUCCAAAACCAACAUUGCCACCUUUGCCAACAAUCCCAACAUUUCCUCAAGCAAAUGUUCCAUCUUUGCCAACAAUCCCAAAACCAACUCAACCAUCUAUUACAAUCCCAACCAUUCCAACUAUUCCACAGUUCACUCUUCCACCAUUUCCUAACAUUCCUACUACAAUACCGAUCACUAUGCCAACACUCCCCUUCUUUGCUCCACCACCUUCAAAAACCACCCCCUGAAUGAAGUUCAUACGUUUAAAGUGUUUUUAUAGAUGUAUUCACCAUAUUAUACAUUGUUCUUGUUUGUAUUCUCGUUGUGUGUAAUUUUCUUCGUCUUAAACUUUUAUUCACAGUUGUGUGUGGGAUGCUAUUCCAUUUAUCAUUACGUACUUUAGUAAUUAUUGUUAUAGGGUUACACUUCAUAAUAAAUAAAUGUUAUGUUUCAUAAUCUAUAUACAUGCAAC